This is a messenger RNA of Cottoperca gobio, 1558 nucleotides long. RefSeq names its product cilia and flagella associated protein 298 (gene cfap298). Lineage: Eukaryota; Metazoa; Chordata; Actinopteri; Perciformes; Bovichtidae. The transcript is spliced from 8 exons. The record is from RefSeq and is a predicted model, not a curated record. Gene Ontology annotation, biological process: regulation of cilium movement. The coding region runs from base 175 to 1047 and encodes 290 amino acids.
CUGCCGUAAAUAGUUCCCACGAAGAAGCAUCCGGACUGGCGAGGAAUCCCGUUUAGGUAGUAAUGUUACCGGUUGACGGUUGUAAACAAACUCAGUCUGAACAUUGUACGUACUGUCUUGUGCUUGUCGUUUCACUACACAGCUGGUAAAACAGGCCGUGAGCUUCUUUGCGACAUGGUGCAGCUGCAUGUGAAGCGUGGGGAUGAGAGCCAGUUUCUUUUCGACACCACUGUGCACGCGCCUCUGGAGACGGUGAUCCAGGAAAUUACAGCCAUUUACAACGCGAGACUUAAAGUGGACAGAAUAUGUUCAGAGAUCCCAGAGCUGGUAGACCAUGGCAUCACACUGCCACCUAACAUGCAGGGGCUGACAGAGGAGCAGAUUGUGGAGCUGAACUUGAAUGAUGAAUGGGAAGACAAGUGCGUGCCCAGCGGAGGGCCAGUAUUGAGGAAGGAUGAGAUUGGGAGGAGGAACGGACAUGCUCCAAACGACAAGAUGAAAGAGGUGUUGAUGAGAACUGUGGAAGAGGCAAAGGCACUGAUCUCCAAAAAACAAGUUCAAGCUAACGUUUGUGUCACGAUGGAGACGGUAAAGGAAGCCCUGGAUCCGCUAAAGGGUGCUGUCAUGAUUGUGUACCCCAUGGGGCUGCCGCCUCAUGACCCUAUCAGGAUGGAGUUUGAGGACCGGGAAGAUCUUUCAGGAACACAGGCAUCUCUGCAGGUGAUCACAGAGGAUGAGUGCCAGCUAUGGUGGGCUGCCAAAGAGAUGCAGAGGGGGAAAAAACUGCAGGACUACAUUGGUAAAAAUGAAAAGACGAAGCUUGUGAUCAAAAUCCAAAAGAAAGGGCAGGGGGCACCAGGGAGAGAGCCUCUGAUCACUGAUGAGCAGCAGAAACAGAUGAUGAUGCAUCAAUACAGGAGACAGGAGGAGCUCAAGAAACUGGAGGAGGCAGACGAUGAUAGCUACCUGGACUCGGAGUGGACAGACAGACAGGCACUCAGAAAACAGUUUCAAGGCCUCACCAACAUCAAAUGGGGGCCCAGAUAAAGACCACGUACACCCAGAUUGGAGCUGCUGCUCUGACCUGGUCCUUUACCUAUAGCUAUUAUAUAUAUAUAUAUAUAUAUAUAUAUAUAUAUAUAUAUAUAUAACUAUAUUUUAGCUAUAUAUGCAACUGACUAUGAUGCCUUAUUAGCACAAUCCUAAAAUCUGGUUAUUAUUGAUGUUCUUCGAGGUCUUGCAGAGAAUAUUAUACACAGCAGAUGUGUUCAUAUGCCUUGGAGUACAUGCGUUUCUUUUUUUUACUGAACUAAAAUGUGAAGGAGACAUCUGGAGAUGUAUGACAGAGCAGUCACACGAAGGCUGAUGUAAUUAUAAACAUGAUUUAUUUGGAUUUCAAUUGUAUCUAUAUUCCUAACCCGAUUGCUUUCAACCUGUUGUAAGAGUUACAUUUCUAUUGACACUGUGCAAAUAGAAUAAAAUUUAAGUUUAAUCUAAACUUACUGUACAUUUUUAAUAUGUCAACAAAAUGAAAGUUUCCAAUGUAGCCUGUGUAUAA